This is a messenger RNA of Enterobius vermicularis (human pinworm), 1005 nucleotides long. Lineage: Eukaryota; Metazoa; Nematoda; Chromadorea; Rhabditida; Oxyuridae. The record is from the annotation of a GenBank genome assembly.
UUGCGCGAUAAACAGCCUGAAGAGGUAAAACGUCGCAUGGAUACAAGUAAUCUUCUGCAUUUGAAGGGCAUCUUCCAGUGUGCCUCUGAACAUAGUUGCUGUAGUGCUUUCUGCAAAUCAUGUCGGAAGUUGGAAGUGGAUCUUAUUUUGAACGAUGGCGAUACUUGGGUAAAAGUGAUUUCUCGUAAUGCUAAAGGUCUUGCUAUGGAUUUUGUUACGAGUGGCCGAAGUUCAAAUCGAUCAAUCGUCGACCAAGCACAUUGUUACAAAAUUGCUGCAGCUAACUACCCUCACUUUUAUAAACCCCCAGAAAUAAUAUUUCAUUGCUUGAAUGGCGUACCAGAUAUCAUCGUCAAUGAGCUCAUUUCGUGCGGAGUUCGAGUUAUUGGCACAGUGAUACCAAUCGGCGAGCUGGUUGUUCUGCCGGAAGACUGGGAUUCAGACAGUUAUUCUUCAGAUUCGUGUUCUUCAGAGGUUCUGGAAUUGGAAAAAAGAGAGAGUAGUGUUUUGAACCUAGACAUAACGGCUGUUUUUGCGUUGAUCUCCGCAUUAACUCAUGGAGAUGGAGCAAAAUUUCACUUCGCAUCGUCAAUGUUGAAUGAUCAGGCGAGAUCUGAAAGAAAAAGUCCUGUUUUACCUCGACUAAUGAAAAUGAUGGAAGGUAAAAAGGUAAUAAUUUGUCGGACAGCUUAUGAUGCAGUUAACAACAUACUGAGCACAGUCGCAGGUCCUGAGGAAAUGCGUCGAGCUGAAGAACUGUUUACUAGAGUAGAAGUUGUUGAAGAUAAGCUUUCAGAACGAGCAAAGGCUUUGAAAAUGAGUGACAAAAUAAAUGAGCGUUCGAAGGUUAUUUUCGGUUCUGGAGACUAUUAUAAAGCAGUAACACUGACAGCAAAUCGGCAUUUUGUAAAUGCAGCAGCCUAUCAGGGAUUACGGUUUGCUGUAGUUCUUCAUGACUCACGCGCACUUAGCGAGCAGAAGCAGCUCUUGGCAGAUCCACUGUAA